Leopardus geoffroyi (Geoffroy's cat) is the source of this 1781-nucleotide messenger RNA. RefSeq names its product MTOR associated protein, eak-7 homolog (gene MEAK7). The coding region runs from base 246 to 1616 and encodes 456 amino acids. The record is from RefSeq and is a predicted model, not a curated record. Gene Ontology annotation, biological process: TOR signaling. Lineage: Eukaryota; Metazoa; Chordata; Mammalia; Carnivora; Felidae. The transcript has 8 exons.
AGAUCAUGAAGGGGGCGCUGUGAGCAGGGACCCAGCUCACAGCUGUGUCCCCCACUGCCCGGCAGGUAGCCGGUGUUCGGGGUGCAUCUACGACCCGGAGAGAACAGCACCACUUUGCCCUUUUGGACCUCGGCCUUCCACCAGGACCAACCCCGCAAUCUGACAAGGCGGCUUUGUGAACCCAGUGCCCCAGGAACUUUGGGCAGCUCCCCUGACAAAGAGAAUUCUGCCAGAUACAAGGAGACAUGGGCAACAGCAGAAGCCAGUCGGGGCCGAGGUUUUGUUCCCAGUUUCUCCCCGAGGAGCAGGCCGAGAUCGAUGGGUUGUUUGACGCUCUGUCAUCGGAGAAGCAGCACCCAGAUACCUCCCCCAGGUCCUUCUCUCUGAAGGCACUAAAGAGCCACCUAGGGGAAGCCCUUCCCCAGGAGAUGGUCACAAGACUGUACGAUGGCAUGCGGAGACUCGACCUGCCGGGGAAGGCGAAGGGGCCCAGCGAGAGCGUCUCCCGGGAGCAGUUCGCAAUGUUCAUGUCCCACUUGCUAAAGGGAAGCUCCGAGGAGAAGAGUCUUGUGAUCAUGAAAAUGAUUUCUGCCACAGAAGGUCCCGUGAAAGCGAGAGAAGUCCAGAAGUUCACGGAGGAUCUGGUUGGCUCUGUAGUGCACGUGCUAAACUACAGACAGGAGCUGAGAGGCUGGACCCAGAAGAGGGGCCCGGGCCCCCCGCCCGGGGUGCAGGUGCUGGCCGCCCAGCUCUUCUCCGAGAUGGAACUCCGAGGCAGCGAGGAGCUUCCGGGGCCUCAGCAGCUGGACCGUGACUGUGACCGAGCCGUGGUCGAGGACUGGGUGUUCAGGGUCCCCCACGUGGCCACGUUCCUGAGCGUGGUCGUCCACAGAGGCUUUCUCCUCCCGCGCUUGUCCCUCGAUCUGGCCCCCCUGGUCCCGGAGCGUCACGUGGACCAGGAGAGGGUGUUUGAGAGCAUCCUGGAUGUGCCGUCGGUCAUCUACGUCAACGCCCACCUGCCCAGGGAGCAGCGGCACCGCUGGCAUCUGCUCUUCUCAUCUGAGCUCCACGGGCACAGCUUCGCCCAGCUCUGUGGGCGCAUCACCCACCAGGGCCCCUGCGUGCUGCUGCUCGAGGACCGUGAUGGCCACGUGUUCGGUGGGUUUGCGUCCUGCUCCUGGGAGGUCAAGCCUCAGUUUCAAGGGGACGACAGGUGCUUCCUGUUCUCCACCUCCCCCCGCAUGGCUGUGUAUACCUCCACGGGCUACAACGACCACUACAUGUACCUGAAUCACGGGCAGCAGACCAUCCCAAACGGCCUGGGCAUGGGCGGACAGCACAAUUACUUUGGGCUGUGGGUUGAUGUCGAUUUCGGGAAAGGACACAGCAAGGCCAAGCCCAAGUGCACCACGUACCACAGCCCUCAGCUGUCCGCCCAGGAGGACUUCCGGUUCGAGAAGAUGGAGGUGUGGGCAGUGGGCGAGGCGCCGGGCUCACAGCAGGCCCAGAGGAACAGGAGCAUCCUGGCCGUGGACCCUGAGGCCCAGGCGCUGCUGGAGAUCAUCGGGCGCCCUCGCCACAGCCAAGGGCUCCAGGACGUCCCGGAGGAUGAGUGAGGAGCCCCCCGGGCUCGAACCUCCCCAGAGCUGGAUCCCGGCUGCCCUGUGCAGGGCACAGCCUGCAGACCCCUCCCUCUGUCGCACGUGCUCAAGUUCAACACAGAGCCAUGCUGGUCACGUCCGGGACCACCCGGAACGCAGUAAAAUUCCUUUGCUGCCGUA